AUGAAACUCGUAGGACUUUUUACUGCUCUAGCAGCUGCAUUGCUGUGUACGGAGUCUGCAGCCAUCUCAAUACUGAUGGGGAAUGACGAUGGGUUCGGCAGUGCUCAGCUACGGGAAUUCUACCGGCUUUUGAAGGCGGAUGGACAUGAGGUCUUAGUGGUUGCUCCUGUAGACAAUCAGUCAGGACAAGGUGGACGUUCAGUUUUCACAGCCUCGAGGAAUCUAACCACGGCAUCCGAAUUUAAUCUCGUCCCGGCUGGCAGUCCUUCGCUUGGCCGAGAUCCGACUGACCCAGACAUCUGGUACUAUAAUGGGACACCAGCUGCGUGCACGUUUGUUGCUCUGGAUUUCGUUCUCCCACGGUACUACGGUAAUCGAACCAUCGAUUUGUACGUUGGAGGGCCAAAUUACGGGACUAAUCUUGGCGGCUUCUUGUAUACGCUUUCCGGCACUAUGGGCGGCACAUAUGCGGCCAUUGGACGGGACAUCCCUGGUAUUGCCUUUUCUGGUGGCAACAGUGAACAACGCUCAUAUACAUGGAUCAAUGCCACAACUGCCUCAGGCUCUCCUGAUCCGGCAACAAUUCACGCAGAGCUAUCCUUCAAGCUGGUCAAGCAGCUGAUUGAUGGCACGCCUACCGGACAACGUCUACUGCCACUUGGAUACGGGAUUAACGUAAACACCCCUUUCAUCACAUCUUUCACCAACGACAGCUGUGUUGAUCCGCCAUUUGUCCAAACCCGCUUCACCGGUGGUAGCUUCACCGACAUUGCUGUUUACAAUGAAACCACAGGUUUGUUCAAAUACGGCAAUUUCAUCGCCGAAGGGGUCAACAGGUGCAUCAAUGGAGACUGUUCUUUGCCGGGAGAACUACCCGUCGUGGAUGAUAGCUGCUCGGGCAGCGUAAGCGUCUUCACAAUCGAUUACGAUGCGCCCUUGGGUCCGGAACAAGGCGGUGUCAGAGCAGCGCUGAGUCCACUUGUGCAUUUCGAAAGUCGAGACAGAAUGAGUGUCAAGGCCAGGAACGGAUUGAGCAAGGAGGAUCUCGAAGCAUCACGGCCCUUACGACAUGAAUAG
Exophiala bonariae is the source of this 1077-nucleotide messenger RNA. RefSeq lists its product as uncharacterized. The record is from RefSeq and is a predicted model, not a curated record. NCBI's taxonomy places the organism in Eukaryota, Fungi, Ascomycota, Eurotiomycetes, Chaetothyriales, Herpotrichiellaceae. Gene Ontology annotation, molecular function: nucleotidase activity. The coding region runs from base 1 to 1077 and encodes 358 amino acids. The transcript is spliced from 4 exons.